CUGUCACUCUGCUCUCUCCUACUAUUAGCAUGCACAUAGUCAUAGGGGGUAUGCAUACCAGGGGCUGACUUACAACUCAUGGGGCCCCGGGCAAUAGGGGAUCAUGGGGCCCCUGUGUCCUUGCCCAAACUCAAAAAAGCCUAUGAAAAAGGUACCAGGGGCAUCUCAUGGGGCCCCCUACUGACCCCAGGCACUCGGGCAGUGCCCGAGUUUUCAAAUGGUCAGUACGCUCCU
This is a messenger RNA of Staurois parvus, 234 nucleotides long. NCBI's taxonomy places the organism in Eukaryota, Metazoa, Chordata, Amphibia, Anura, Ranidae. The record is from the annotation of a GenBank genome assembly.